Lindgomyces ingoldianus is the source of this 2208-nucleotide messenger RNA. RefSeq lists its product as uncharacterized. The transcript is spliced from 3 exons. NCBI's taxonomy places the organism in Eukaryota, Fungi, Ascomycota, Dothideomycetes, Pleosporales, Lindgomycetaceae. The record is from RefSeq and is a predicted model, not a curated record. The annotation marks the transcript as partial.
AUCGUAAUGACUACUAUCCACCACUCGCCUCCGCCUGGCGUGACUCCAUUUUCUAUUUUCGAAGACUCUGAAGACCAGGGAACGUCAUCGCCAUCCGAGGUGUACGACGGCGAUACGUCAUUCAAUUCAGAAACAUUCCCUGGAGCCGACGAACCCAUUGAGAGUAUUGAGCACCAAGAACUCGUGUCAUACCGCAGCUCGUACACUUCGCGCCCUUCGAUUCUCUCAGCGGGGACAUCGCGCCGCGCCAGUCUCAUCUCGUCGCUGCCAUCGGAACUCUCGAUAUCCUCCAAACCGAUUCCACCCACUGGCCAUGGCGUCAACUCACGGAACACGCCUCGGAAAGAACGACCGCUGUUCCGUAACUCGUCGUCGGUCCGUGCUAUGCAGAUGUCAUCUCCGCCUCCCCUCGCGCACUUCGAAAGUCCGCGGGACCGACUGAAAGGAGUAUACAAGCUUGCAACACCAAGCAAGAGUGGUAGAUCUGAGACUCCCACCUCAGUCAUGCCCGACUGGCUGGUGGAAAACUACAAGCUUCUUGAGGAGAAGCUGAAAGACAUUGUAUUGAUGCGGCGUGGGCUCCUGAUACCCCAUCCAAGAGAGGAGUACGAUUUAUUGGAAGAAAGAAUACUGGAGAGUUUAGAUUUAAAGACACCCCGGCUGCUGAAAUGCGGUCACUUUAUUGGACCUGGGGAGGGUGCAGAAGAGAAAGGAGACGAGGAGGAAGAUAGAGGAAGUGUAAUGGAGGGUAGGAGUGGGAGAGAGACCAGUAUGAGUGGAGGCACUGUCACUGGCGAUGAUGAACCGGGAUGGAAAUACCCCACACCUGAAUCAGACAAUGCCAGCGUAUGCAUCGAUUGUCACCGUCAGGUGAAGCGACCAGGAAAUGGGAUUGGCACAGGCACGAAAAGAUGGGAUCUCAAAAUUUAUGCAGCAAAUGGGCUCAUGCGGGCCGGAGCUUGGUCUGCAGCAUGGAGCGAAAUGGAGCGAUGUGAUGUCGAGAUUUCACCUUGGAUCCCUGAAGAUAUGAGGAAACUUUUAGAAAAGCAGGCUGAAGAGAGACAACGAGCAGAAAAUGAGAAGCGGAUGUACGAAGCUGAAGUCAUGAGGCGUGUGGAGGAAGAAGCGGCUCGCAUGAAGAAACUCGAGGCUGAUGCAGAGGAGAAGAGACGAGUCGAAGAAGCCGAGCGACAGAAAAAGAUUGAGGAGGAAGAGCUUUCACGACAAGGGACAAUUGAUAAAGAAGCAGCAGAGAAAAGGGAGCUCAACGAGACAUUGAAGGAGAAGAUUGAGGAAGUGAAGGAGUCGAUUCGACUCGAAUUCGAGGCUCAAAUUCUUGCUGAGGCUAACGCAGUCUCUGAGAGGGUUCGUCUGCUGGAGGAGAAGCUUAAGAAUGAGAGAUCGAAACCCAUAAAUUUUGAACAUCCCCUAUCCCGAGGAAGACCUCGAGCUCCUUCACGUCGGCCUUCCUCCAUGGACGACGUUCCUAUUAGUACUCUUCUGAGAAAUUACCUGGUGCUUCUCGCCCGGGACCGGCGGAACAUAGUGAUCGUCAUCCUCAGUGCCUUCGUAGUGUUCCUUGCGAUGCACGUGGGUCCAAGCCUAGCCGUACAAACCCUACCACCAAUUAUUCUUAGCACAUUUCACGAGGACUAUUCUCCAGAUCCUAUUUCUUCUAUUGUUGCUACAACCACAGCUACCUUAACGGCAACUUCUAUCAUCUCGACCACGAUCACACUCCGUGUUGAGGAGACACCUUCAGCAGCUGUUCUUCCCUCUGUGCAACUGGUGUCUUCAGAGGUAAUAUCCUUAGAAACGACACCGGUGGUUGAAAGCACACACAUAACCGGGGAAAUCGUAGAAGCCAGCCUAUCGAGGUCGGAGCCAGCAUCCAACAAACCAUCCGCAACCACAUCUGCCUCUCCAAACAGCGAUAUACCAUCACGAUCGCUGUCUGCUGCUUCCUUAUCCUCAGCAUUGUCGUCGCCACUCCAGUCCCUGUCAACGUCGACCAUGUCUCCACAUUCUCAAUCUUUUAUGGCUUCCCAAUCCUCCUCAGCCUCAUCUUCACCAUCAUGGACAGGGCCCUUGUCCAUCCAUGACGAACCCAAGUGUGAGCCUACGUCAGUCCCAAAAAAGCCACAGCCACCAGAGACGCCAUCAGAACAGCCAAUAGUAUCAGAAUCGGUGGUCCAGAGUAGCUCAUGA